This is a messenger RNA of Malaclemys terrapin pileata, 6221 nucleotides long. It is a transcript of the gene EPHB4, whose product is annotated as EPH receptor B4. Bases 2075 to 5029 code for a protein of 984 amino acids. The transcript has 16 exons. Gene Ontology annotation, cellular component: neuron projection; plasma membrane. Lineage: Eukaryota; Metazoa; Chordata; Testudines; Emydidae. Gene Ontology annotation, biological process: cell surface receptor protein tyrosine kinase signaling pathway; central nervous system projection neuron axonogenesis; axon guidance. The record is from RefSeq and is a predicted model, not a curated record. Gene Ontology annotation, molecular function: transmembrane-ephrin receptor activity; ATP binding; protein binding.
AUAUUUUGGGGGGCCCAAAAUAUUGGGGUCUCGCUUGAGUUGCACGGGGCCCUGAGCAAUUGCUUAGUCUGCUGACGCCUGGCUCCGGCUUGGCUUAGUUUUGCAAACGUUUGGGGGGGGCUGCAGAUUUCGGGGGACCAGGGAGGAAAUAGGGGGUGCUUCUUGCAAAGAGCUGGAAGGGAGGGCAGGCUCCCAAACCAAGCGCUGAUGCCUUCCCCCUGCCUGGAUACUAGUUGUUUUUUUUCUUUCCCUCUUUUUCCAGCUGCCUCCAAAAAUCUUGGGGUUCCCCCUUCCCUCCAAUGUCUGCAGUUCCUGGGCUUCCUUUGUCCAUGGGGCCAGGCCUCUUCACCCCACUCAGGACCGGCUCGUGGGAGUGCGUCUAGUCCGGCCGGGCCGCUUCGGUUUUCUGGACUAGCCCAUUGUUUCAGGAUUGUUUCGGGACCAGCUAUUCCAGAGACGGGCCCUUUGCCGGGGGUCCCCGACUCGAGAGGUUUCCGGACCCGCUGCUCCAGACCUAAGACUUUUCGGGAGCGCCGAGACGCCGGACUUUUUUAGGGGAUCCCGGCUCAGGAAUUUCUCCAGAACCAACUUUUUCCCUGGGCCGGAAAGUUUUGGAGAAUCCAGUUUUUCUAGCCAUACGGAGUUUGGCUCCAUUGAUUUGCUAGAGUCCAUGUUUGUAGGGAAACUUGGUUCCCGCCCCAGACAAGAAACUUAUUUUUGAGAUUAUUCUUUCUAGAUUGCGAGGCAAAUCUGGGUUUGUUCCCACCCCCCUUGACUGGGGAGAAAUCUGGGUUAUUUUUAUACCUUGGGGUGAGAACUGGGUUUAAUAUUUCUAGACGAGAAGAAAUCUCAGUUUAAUUUUUCUGGAUCAGGAAGAAAUCUGGGUUUAAUUUUCUUGGAUCAGGGCAAAAUCUGGAUGUAUUUUUUUUCUAGAUUGGGAAGAAAUCUGGGUUUAUUUUUCCUAGAUUGGGGAGAAAUCUAAGUUAUUUUUUUCUGGAUCGGGGCAAAAUCUGGGUUUAUUGUUUCUGGACUGGGAUGAAAUCUGGGUUUAACUUUUUCUAGAUUGCAGAUAAAUCUAGGUUUAAUUUUUCUGGAUCAGGAAGAAAUCCGGGUUAAUUUUUCUGGAUCAGGGCGAAAUCUGGGUUUAAUAAUUUUUCUGGAUGGGGAUGAAAUCAGGAUUUAAUUGUUUCUAGAUUGGGGAGAAAUCUGGGUUUAUUUUUCUGGAUCUGGGUGAUUUCUGGUUUUUUUUUUUUAGAUUGGGGCGGGGAAAAGCAGGGUUUCCUUUUUCAAGAGUUGGGGGAAUCAGGGAGUCAGACAAAUGUGUCAAGUAUCGGGGGUAGCCGUGUUAGUCUGUAUCUACAAAAACAACAAGGAGUCUGGUGGCACCUUAAAGAUUCACAGAUUUAUUUGGGCAUAAGCUUUCGUGGGUAAAAACCUCACUUCUUCAGAUGCAUCUGAAGAAGUGAGACAAAUGUGAGGAGUUAAAACUUUCUAGACCGGGCAAAAAUGGAGCAUUAAAAAUUUUGGAGCUUAGGAGACAUUUUGGGGUUUCCAUUUUUGUAGACUGGGGAAAAAAGUGAUUGUUUCCCUCUACAUUAGGGGAAAAUGGGGUGUCCAUUUUGUGCUCGACAAAAGGCACUUGGGGGCUUGGUUUUUCCAGAUUAGGGACAUUUUGGGGGGUUCAUUUGCUUGUUAGCCUAGGGAGAAUUUCCUCUAGAUUAGAAAAAAAUUGUGGAGUGAGGGAGUUGAUUUUUCCAUGCCAGAAAUUUAUUCACAGGUUAAUCUUUUCCAGACUUGGUCAUUUAUUAGGAUGUAAAUAUUCUGGUGGGUCGAAUUUUCAGGCUAUCUGGGGGUAGCAGAGUCCUUCCAGAGAGAGGAAAAUCCGGGGGAUUCACUUGUCCCAGAUCAAGGCGGUUUGGGGUGCCAUUUUUCCAGGCAAAAGAUUAUUUUUCUGGAGUAAAGUUUCCCCGAUUGGGAAUUUACUCCCCCCCCCUCCCCCCACUCCCCGUUGGUUGAUCAGGAUUUCGCGACAGCAGCUUUCCCCCUGCCAAGGAAUUCGGGACUGACCCCAACCAUGGAGGUUUGGCUUCUUUGUCUCUGGAUUCCCCUCACUCAGGCGGUGGAAGAGACCUUGCUGAACACCCGGCUGGAGACGUCGGAUCUGAAGUGGACGACGUACCCCCAGACGGACGGCCAGUGGGAGGAGCUGAGCGGGCUGGACGAGGAACGCCAGCACUCGGUGCGCACGUUCGAGGUGUGCGCGGUGGAGGGGCCGGGCCGGGAGGCCUGGCUACGCAGCGGUUUCGUGCCGCGCCGGGGGGCAGCCCACGUCUACGCCGAGCUGCGCUACACGGUGGUGGAGUGUUUCUCCCUCCCGCGCCCGGCCCGGGCCUGCAAGGAGACCUUCAAUGUCUUCUUCUACGAGGCCGAGCGGGACCUGGCCACGGCCACCGACCCGCCCUGGCUGGAGAACCCCUGGGUCAAAGUGGACACGGUGGCGGCCGAGCACCUGACCCGCAAACGCCCGGGGGCCGAGGCCACAGGGAAAGUGAAUGUCAAGACCCUGCGGCUUGGGCCGCUCACCAAAGCCGGCUUCUACGUGGCCUUCCAGGACCAGGGCGCCUGCAUGGCCCUGCUGGGCGUCCGGCUCUACUUCCAGAAGUGCCCGGGGGCCGUGGCCCGCCUGGCCGCCUUCCCGGAGACGGUGCCCCGGGAGCUGGUGACGCCCGUGGCCGGCGCCUGCGUGGCCGGGGCCGAGCCAGAGGGGCCCGGGCCCCUCAGCAUGUACUGUCGGGAGGACGGGCGCUGGGCCGAGCACGCGCCCGCCGGCUGCGUCUGCCUGGCCGGGCACGAGACCGCCGAGGGGAACACGCAGUGCCGAGCCUGUGUCCCUGGCACCUUCAAGGCCAUGCAGGGUGAGGGGUCCUGCCAGCCCUGCCCCCCCUAUAGCCAUUCCUCGGUGCCCGGCUCCGCCAUCUGCUCCUGCCGCAACGGGUACUUCCGUGCCAGCGCCGACCCCCUCGGCUCCCCCUGCACCACAACCCCGUCGGCCCCGCGCAGCAUCGUGCCCCAGAUCAACGGCUCGGUGGCGGUGCUGACCUGGAGCGAGCCCCUGGAGAACGGGGGCCGGCGGGACGUGACCUACAACGUGCUCUGCUCCGAGUGCCCCGAUGGGCAGCUGUGCCGGCCCUGCGCCCGCCUGACCUUUGCCCCCAGCGCGGCGGGGCUGGCAGAGCAAGGGGUGACGGUCCAGGGCCUGCAGCCCUACGUCACCUACACCUUCGAGAUCCAGGCCGUCAACGGGGUGUCGGAACUGAGCCCCAACCCGCCCCAGGCCGAGUUGGUCAACAUCACCACCAACAAGGACGUGCCUCCGCCCGUGGACAGGGUCCAGGGGUCUCUCUCCCCGACCGGGAUGGUUCUGAGCUGGCCGGUGCCCCACCCCCCCAGCGGGCACAUCCUGGACUACGAGGUGAAAUACUAUGAGAAGGGCGCGGCGGGCGGGGAGUCCCCCAUGUUCCUGAAGGCGUCAGAGGCCCGGUUGACGCUGGGGCAGCUGCGCCGUGGGGCGUCCUAUGGGGUGCAGGUCCGUGCCCGCUCCGAGGCCGGCUACGGGGAAUUCGGGCCGGAGUUCCUUGUCCCCAUGCAUGGCAGUGAGGCGGGGGGCCGGGCGGAGCAGCUGGGGCUGAUCGUGGGGGCGGCCGCCGUGGGGGCCCUGCUGGUGCUGGCGGUGGUGGCAGUGGCUGUGAUCUGCGUCAGGAAGCACGGGGCGGGGGGCCGUGACCCUGAAUACUCGGACAAACACGGCCAGUACCUCAUUGGGCAUGGCACCAAACUCUACAUCGACCCCUUCACCUAUGAGGACCCCAACGAGGCCGUGCGGGAAUUCGCCAAAGAGAUCGACGUCUCCUACGUCAAAAUCGAGGAGGUGAUCGGCGCCGGGGAGUUCGGGGAGGUGUGCCGGGGCCGGCUGAAGGUGCCUGGAAAGAAGGAGAGCUGCGUGGCCAUCAAGACGCUGAAGGGGGGGUACACGGAGCGGCAGCGCCGGGAGUUCCUCAGCGAGGCCAGCAUCAUGGGGCAGUUCGAGCACCCCAACAUCAUCCGGCUGGAGGGGGUGGUGACCAGCAGCACCCCGGUCAUGAUCCUCACUGAGUUCAUGGAGAAUGGGGCACUCGACUCCUUCCUGCGGCUGAACGAGGGGCAGUUCGCACCCAUCCAGCUGGUGGGGAUGCUGCGGGGCAUCGCCUCGGGGAUGCGCUACCUGGCCGAGAUGAGCUACGUCCACCGGGACCUGGCCGCCCGGAACAUCCUGGUCAACUGCAACCUGGUCUGCAAAGUCUCCGACUUCGGCCUCUCCCGCUUCCUGGAAGAGAACUCCUCCGACCCCACCUACACCAGCUCCCUGGGCGGGAAGAUCCCCAUUCGCUGGACAGCCCCCGAGGCCAUCGCUUUCCGCAAGUUCACCUCGGCCAGCGACGCCUGGAGCUACGGGAUCGUCAUGUGGGAGGUGAUGUCCUUCGGAGAGCGGCCCUACUGGGACAUGUCCAACCAGGACGUGAUCAACGCCAUCGAGCAGGACUACCGGCUGCCCCCCCCACCCGCCUGCCCCACGGCGCUGCACCAGCUCAUGCUGGAUUGCUGGCAGAAGGAACGAAGCUCCCGGCCCCGCUUCGCCCAGCUCGUCAGCUCCCUCGACAAGCUGAUCCGCAACCCGGCCAGUCUGCGCAUCGUCGCCCGGGACGGCGCCGGGCCGUCCCACCCGCUCCUGGACCAGCGGGCCCCCCACAGCGCCUCCUUCGGCUCCGUCAGCGACUGGCUCCAGGCCAUCAACAUGGGCUGCUACGAGGAGAACUUCAGCUCGGCCGGACUCAGCUCCUUCGAACUCCUCAGCCAGAUCUCCAGCGAGGACCUGCUCCGAAUCGGGGUGACCCUGGCUGGGCACCAGAAGAAGAUUCUCUCCAGCGUCCAGAACAUGCGAAUCCAGAGCAAAGCAGCCCCGUCCGGAGGGGCGGCCGGGAGCCGAUUCUGAUCCGGUUCCGGGCUCACGUCCUGCCUGGUCCCCCAGAGCUGGGAACGAACCGGACCCUGGGUUACUAAUGCGACUCUGACUUCGCUGCAUGGGCCGGUCUUGAACCAGAAACUUGGGGGACCCCUGCCCCCCCCAGCCCCUCAGGGCUUGCACUUAUUCUAUCUCAGCAGGGAGAAUAUCGUGGUUUGCAGGGGGCGUGGCCUAUUGGUGGACGGUUCCAAGAUGGCCAAGAUGGUCUAGACAGUAUUUGGUCCUGCCAUGCGGGCAGGGGACUGGACUCGAUGACCUCUCGAGGUCCCUUCCAGUCCUAGAAUCUAUGAAUCUAUGGCCGCAGGUCCAAAGAUGGCUGAUGGGCUCUUCGGUCAACUGCGAAGAUGGCCGCUCUUGCUUGGGGUUCCCAAGAGGGCCGCUCUUGCUUGGUUGCCGGGUAGCGCUCAGGACCCCGUCCAGUUCCCAGGACGGCCGCCCCUAGGGGGUCUCAAGAUGGUCACCACUGGUUGGGGAGACCAAGAUGGUUGCCCUUGGGGGACCUUCGAUGGGGAAUCCAAGAUGGCCGUUCUUUCACCAGAAGCCUCCUCCCUCGCAAACAGUUGAGGGGCAGUGAUGUAAUCAGGGGGUUCCCUGGGAGGGGGGGAGACCCCCCCGGCAUCUACUUGAAUCUCUAGGCCCCUCCCCCACCAUGGGGGGGGCCUCGGGAGGGGGGCUAUAAACUUGGGGCUCUCCCCUCCCCCAUAAAGCCAAAGAGUGACUAUGGACAGCGGUGAUGUCAUGGCCGCCCAGUGAUGUCAUAGACCUGGGAUGGCCAGGAACAGGGGGUGACAUCAUCCAGUGACUGCCUUGUGAUGUCAUCAGGAGCAACUGUGAUGUCAUCACAUCGGGAGCCCAUGAUGUCAUCGUUGCCGGCCCGGGAUGUCAUCAUUCGGCAGCCGCCCGCCCUUGAUGUCAUGAGGCCAUGAGGUCGUCGCAGCAGGACGUUGGGGGGGGGGGGGGGCUGCUCUGUGGGGUCAUCAGCGGGUGCCGGGCUUUCAACUUCAUAUUGAAGGCAAAUUUAACCGGGGGGGAGGUAAUUUCCAGCCCCUCCAGGACUGGUUCAACUUGUGGGGUAUCGGACUCCCGCUCCCCCCAGAGCCGAGGUAGAUUUGAGGUGUCCCCGCCGCCCCCCCCCCAAAUAAAGUGGGAUUCACUCAGCUUU